Molecule: messenger RNA, 936 nt
Organism: Cokeromyces recurvatus
Lineage: Eukaryota; Fungi; Mucoromycota; Mucoromycetes; Mucorales; Mucoraceae
Exons: 1
Coding region: 259-564 (101 amino acids)
Source: RefSeq, a predicted model, not a curated record
AACCAAUAACCUUAACAGGUAGAAGUGGUAAAAGUUAUCAUUUUUUAGCAUCGUCAGACAACAUAGGUGAAGUGUUAACCGAUCAGCCUUCUGGUUCUUGGACACUUCCAGCAGCCAAUGAAACAGUCAUACAAAGCUCUUUAUCCUCAAGCAUUGACAAACUUCUGGAUCAUACAAUAAAUACAAGUCCAAUUUACAACCACUUAUUUGACCAAAAAUACGUGGAGCUUACAAUGCAAGUUACACAGUUAAUUAAUCAUGAUUGGACUUUCUUCCCUCAGCUUAGGUAUGCCAUCUUGCAAUUUUUUUGCAGGGGCAAUCCUAGUGAAUAAAUCAGCGGCAUUAAUCGUAAAUUGUACGGAAUCAUAUGGAAGAUCGAAGACAGUUGAUGCGCACCGUGAACGUAGAGUUGGUACUGCAAUGCACAAAUCCUCAUUUCCCAAAAAGGCAACAUGUGAUGGAUGGAUUAAUACAAUUACCACUCAUGAAGACAACGUAGCCAAACUAAAAAAUUGGCACAACGGUCAGCAAUCUAUUGGUAACCUCAAGUGUACGCAUAGAUAAACAUUCAAUAACAAAAAAUAGUGUGGAACUAGGAUCAAACGCCAGUAAUUUUACUGCAACAGACGAUACAAAAAUUUAUCUUCAUAUGGAAUCAUUAAGGUUAGGAAAAAUGUUGAUUGAGGAUGACUCAAUAACCAGUAUUGAUACGGGAUACAGGAAAUGGAUUACUUAAUACACGACAAAUUACCUCCUCCACUUCUUGACCCAGGCAGGAAAUGACUCAACUGGUUGUCUCUUUAAACUUGUUAGCAACAUUCCCCCCUUUCUUUAUCACCUUUUCUUCUUCUUCCUUUUCUUUACCUUUUUACCUCUUGUCCCGUAAGAGGGCUUUUAGAUACUUUUUUUUUUCACAUAAUUUGGACUGACCUGGGC